AUGCCAAAACUCAAGGUCAGCACGUCAAACGUCUUUAUUCCGAGCGAACCCCUCUUCCCCGUUCAUUUCAUUUUCCAUCACGCGACAGAUACUUAUGGAAUCCUGGUCCCAGAUUUCGCAAAGGACAUUGGUGUAACAAGUAAUGAUGUCAAUGAUGCUGUUUCUCUGUUCUUUAUCACGUUUGUGAUUUUCCAACCCAUUUCUGCGGCCGCUGGAAGGAUGAUAGGCCCUAAGUACUGGAUGCCUUUCCUUAUGGCGGUCUGGGGAGUCUUGACAUUGUCCAACGCUCUUAUCCAUGGUCGAGGCCAGCUUAUUGCUAUCCGACUCCUAAUUGGUGUAUUCGAGGCAGGGUUCUACCCAACCGUACUCUUCUACCUGUCUACCUUCUAUCCUCGGUUCGAUUUAGCCACACGGAUUGGUAUAUUCUAUGGCCAAUACGCAAUUGCCGGUGCCUUUUCGGGUGCAAUCUCAUAUGGUAUCUUCAAACUUCAGGGUGCUCUGCAUAAUUGGCAAUAUUUGUUCCUCAUCGAGGGUUCAAUGACCAUUUUCGUCGCCCUCCUUGCCCUUCUUGUACUCCCCAGGCAACCCGGAUCCGCUUGGUUUCUCAGUCGCGAGGAGAAGGAAUUCGCAGCUCAGAGGAUGCGCAUUGACAAUGAGAGAUAUGUCCUAAGCGAGCACGGGGUGGCCAAUACCGAGGUAUUCUCGCAGCGAUUGACUAUGCGGGAUGUCGUUGAGACGGCGAAGGACUGGAAACUUUGGACCAUUCUGAUUUGCAACAUCUGCGCGAGUGUUCCAAGUCAAGCCUUUAGUAUCUUUCUCCCCGUUGUCGUCGAGGGAAUGGGGUUCAGCUCAAACCAGGCCAAUUUGAUGUCUGUACCCCCAUUUGUGUGUGGUGCCCUGGGUUUGUAUCUUGCAACUUUUAGUUCCGAUCAUUUCAUGGAAAGAGGCUACCAUGCAAUUGCAGGGCUCGUCACCAGCAUGAUAGGAUUGAUCGUCAUCAUUACAGUGGACCAAAAUACUGGCCGCUACGUAGCUUUAUGUGUCCUUCUCGCUGGCAGCUACAUUACUCCAUCUUUAACCAUGGCCUGGCUCAGCGGCAAUACUCCAGCACCCGGGAAACGAGCCCUGGUAAUUGGGGUCAACGGAGUUGGUAACCUCGCAGGCGUAAUUGGCGCGCAGCUCUUCCGUUCGAACUACGGGCCGACAUAUCUCGUUCCUCUCCAUGCAACGUUGGGAUUCGUUGGGUUUGCCCUAGUUGGGUAUGCGGCCUAUCGCUUCACACUGCGUGCUGUCAAUAACCAUCGGGCCCGUAAGAUCUCGAUGUGGUCAGAGCUCGACUUUGAAAAUGAGCGCCUUGAUGAUACACGGUUAGGUGAUAAGAAGUACACUUUCGUUUAUAGCCUUUAA
Molecule: messenger RNA, 1407 nt
Organism: Penicillium daleae
Lineage: Eukaryota; Fungi; Ascomycota; Eurotiomycetes; Eurotiales; Aspergillaceae
Exons: 7
Coding region: 1-1407 (468 amino acids)
Biological process (GO): transmembrane transport
Cellular component (GO): membrane
Molecular function (GO): transmembrane transporter activity
Source: RefSeq, a predicted model, not a curated record